This is a messenger RNA of Centropristis striata (black sea bass), 5066 nucleotides long. It is a transcript of the gene abi3bpa, whose product is annotated as target of Nesh-SH3. The transcript has 25 exons. NCBI's taxonomy places the organism in Eukaryota, Metazoa, Chordata, Actinopteri, Perciformes, Serranidae. Gene Ontology annotation, biological process: extracellular matrix organization; positive regulation of cell-substrate adhesion. Bases 180 to 4037 code for a protein of 1285 amino acids. Gene Ontology annotation, molecular function: protein binding. The record is from RefSeq and is a predicted model, not a curated record.
CCAGCCACUCCAGAAAACACCAAGCCCGACUCCUGCAGCUGCAGCACAUUAACUCAACCUGUUCGCAAAAAUUCAUUCAAUCAGCGCUGAGUGACAGAAGCUUAUUUCUGUGUCUCACGCUGAAUUGAGCUCAUCUAGAUCACGGGCAGCUUGUUUCACUUGAGAUCACAGCAGAGAAGAUGAUGGAGAUGCAGCAACACUCACACCGCUUUCUGACCCUUCUCCUCCUGGUCUUCAUCGCUGGGAUAGUUCUCUCUGGCCCCUCAACUCCCCGCAGAAGCAGAGUGAGACGCCAGAACAUGAAAGUCCGCAUCAACGCCACAGGAGACACAAUUGUGAUGAAGUUUUUGCGCCCAAACGCCGACACCAAGCUCGAGGGUUACAUCCUGGGCUACGGCAGCAGCAUGUUCUCCAAACAGUUCAUUCAGCUGCCUGAGAACGGACAACCCUAUGAGACUGAAUUUGAUGCUGAGCCCAAGUACCUUAUCGCAGUCCAACCCAUCCCAGCCAAUGAUGUUAAAAAGCAAUGCAAAGGUAAAGUUGAGCUGCAGAAGCCGCUGCACCUGGUCAUCGGGUCGGUGACACCCACCUCAGUCCUGCUAUCUUGGGGGACUCUGCUGAAAACUCCCUAUGAAGGCAACGUCAUGAAUGACUGUCUUGAGGAUGGACACUACACAGUGCGUUAUCGUGAGAGGAACAGGAAGUGGAACUACCACACCUGCCCAACUAGUGACACGGUCAUUGACAACCUGAGGCCAAAUGCAGUCUAUGAGUUUGGUGUCCAGCCAAACUCUAAGGAUGGCACUGGAGUGUGGAGCAAGCCCGUCAUUCACAACAUCAGCUCAGGGGGCCUUGAGGACAAGACCAUCAAGAAAAUCCUUAGACGCCCCAACCCUGUGAAACCUUUAACGCCAGUUCAGCACUCCUUCCCCUUUUCUCCUCACCAUGUUCUCCAUAACAGGACCCAGGGCAGACUGCCCAUCUCCCGGAACAUAGUCCCAAAGACAACUCUUGCUCCCACCACAACUACUAGACAGGAAUCUCAGUCGACCCCUGGACCCACACUGCCUGUGGUCACCAAACAGCCAAUCGGAGGAGGAGACGUCUCCAGAUCUGUCUUGCCUCCUUUCAUGGAGGUCCUGUUAGCUCCCAAGCCCAGUGAUCCAUUAAACAUUCCAGCCACCUUAGCUUCUGUGUCAGUCCCCCAGACAGAUGUAGAGAAACAUGGAGAGCAUCCUCUGAGUCAACCACCACUAAUAAAACCCCAGUCCCAACCUCAUGCGGAAACUCAACCAAACCCCCAGAUCCGACCACAGUAUCGGCCACGACCACAACCAAAUUUCCACACCCAAAAACCUCUACUUAAACCAUCAGUGAAGGCUCAGCCUCAACCACAGCCUCAGCCAGAAUCGAUUUUCCAACCUCAACCGCAACCCCAACCAACAUCCUUGCCCAUACCCCAGCACCCACUGCAACCAAAACAAACAUUCCAGCCCAUACCCCUGCCCCAACCCCAACCACAAUCCCACCCAACAUCCCAGCCCAUAAGCCAGACCAUACUACAACCCCAGCCACCAUCCCAGGCUGUAAUCCAGACCCAACCUCAGUCACAGUCUCAACCAAAGCCACAUCUCCAAUCACAUCCCCAAACCCAGCUCCAGACUGAACCACAACCUCAACCAACACUCCAGCCCAAACACCAGGCGCAACCUCAAACACCACCCCAAUCAGAACCCCAGUACAAACCACAACCUCAAUUAACACUCCAGCCCAAACACCAGGCCCAACCUCAAACACCACCCCAAUCAGAACCCCAGUACAAACCACAACCUCAACCAACACUCCAGCCCAAAUUCCAGGCCCAACCUCAAACACCACCCCAAGCAAAAACCCAACCUCAGGUUCAAACACCUCCCCAGCCAACACCUGUGGCACAUCCUCAAACACCUGAACCAGCACUCCAUCACAAACCUAAGACCCAACAAGCACUACCAAAGUUUCACAUUCAAUCCCAACCUCAACAAUAUCGAUCUACAACUCAGCCACAAACCCGAACACAACCUAAACCAAAGACAAACCCACAGCCACAGUUUAAAUCUACAACUCAGCCACAAACACAGCCUCAACCAAAGACCAACACACAGCCUCAGGUAACCACCCUGGCUCAGUCUGAGGCCCAACCAACUCCUAAACCAAACUUAAUUCUUUCUAAACCCAGGCCCAAACCACAGCCAAGACCAAAGAGUGAACCAAAACCCAAACCCCAGUCAAAACCAAAGAGUGAACCAAAACCCAAAACACAGCCAAAACCAAAGAAACAGCCCCAGCCUCAACCAAAGCCCCCAACAAGGGACCAACAAAAACCUCACCAAAACAUUCAUCCUCAGCCUCAAACACAAUCUCCAACAAAGACCCAGACCCAACCUCCUUUAUCUUAUUCUCAACCCAUUAUGCAACCACAACCUUUUCCAAAUGCCCAGACUCAGUCCCCGCUUGAACCUCUACCCAAACCACCACCUCAACCUGGGCUUCAGACUCAGACCAGGACCUACUCUGAUCCCACCAAGAUCACCCCAAGGCAGGCAGUCCCUACGGCUCCUAGUCCACCAGAAGAGGGCAAGCCUCUACCAAGACCUGACCUGGCUACAGAGAAGGGUGGUAGUUACAAUCAGGGUACUGGUGCCCUCAGACCAUCCAUUGCUGAAGCUCCUCGUUCUCCCAUUAGCUCAUCACUUCCUCUAGCAGGAAGAAACACCACGCUGCCCCGCACCCGGGUUCCUCCUCAUUCCACUCGUAAUAGUGGCAGAACAUUUUCUCCAUCCAAGACCUCCUCUCACAGCUCCAGCACACCUGGGGCCGAUGGGGCUCAUCAUAGGGGCAAUGCUCUUCCUAAACCUGUGGUGUGGCCCGGAGAGAAACCUGUUCCUGCAGUCCUGCGUCCCCCUAUCCCUGUCAACAAGAGACCCAACCUGGUGGGGAAACCUAGUGACCAUGCUAAACCCAUGGACCUGAAAGAAGGAGACAAGGAGUCCAUCUUGAAGCGAUUCCCUCUGGUCACAGCCAAGCCCAAGCAGGAGCGGAGACCGCAGCAGACAACAACCACCUCUGGCCCGGCAGUAUACACCAGCCGCUUUGACAUAAAUGAAAACUCCUCCAUAUUCAGGCCCUUGCCUACGUCAGACAUAGACAUUAUGGGCAAGAAGCGCUUCGUAGCUCCCCAUGUGGUCUACAAGACAGACAAGAAGCCAGAUGAGCCGUGCUCCAUCACCUCCUCCCUCACUUACUUCCCUGAUGAGGAGGGCAGCGAUCAGAACGUGACCAGCGCUCCCCGCAUCCCUCCCUCCAACCUCACUGUGGUUACAGUGGAGGGCUGCCCGUCUUUCGUCAUUCUUGACUGGCAGAAAUCUGACAAUGACACCAGAGAAUACGAAGUUGUAUCCACCUCCAAAGGACCAAAUGGAGAGGAGGUGUCUGUUCUAACGACCAACCAGACACACACAGCAGUGGAGAACCUCAAACCAGAGAGCAACUAUGAAUUCACAGUAACGCCAAAGAAUGAGCUGGGAACAGGACCCUCCAGUGAUCCUGUGUCGUUUAGCACAGAAUCAGCGGAUCCACGAGUGAGCGAACAUGUUUCAGGCAAAGACGCCAUCUGGACUGAGUUCCCAUUUAAAUCCGAUGACUACUCUGAAUGCAAUGGAAGGCAGUAUGUGAAGAGAACUUGGUAUCGGAAGUUUGUGGGCAUCCAGCUCUGCAAUUCCCUGAGAUACAAGAUCUACCUGAGUGACGCUCUCAAUGGGAAGUUUUACAACAUUGGGGAUCAGACAGGGCACGGUGAGGACCACUGUCAAUUUGUGGACUCAUUUCUGGAUGGACGGACCGGUACCCAGAUGUUUGCUGACCAGCUACCAAGCAGGCCAGGGUUUUAUAGGGCGUUGAGACAGGAACCAGUCCACUUUGGGGAGAUUGGAGGGAAGUCACAUGUUACUUAUGUAGGCUGGUACGAGUGUGGCACACCCAUACCUGGGAAGUGGUAAGACCCCACUGUGCUGUCCAGGAAGGAUGACUUCCUUGGCGGGAAGAAGAAGAAGAUGUCUGACUCGGCCCAAAGGGAGGUGGGCCUUUCUUUCAUGUUACCAAGGACACUGUAGAUGGGUCUGUCUGUUUGAACUCAGCCUAUCUCCCAGGUAUGAACCUGUACAGGACUAUUAGGUGUCACAAAACUCUAUUGAGUGUAUUUGUAACAUUGGUCUUAAUUUCUCUAUUUAUCAAAAAUGCAUUCAACAAAGGAAUGUAGGGGUCUGAGUGAACCAAAAUGUCGAAUAUACAGUAAUUACAGAGAAAAUGUUGGGAAGCUGGCUCCCAAAGUGUAGUAACUUGUAUGAUAUUAUUUAUCAAAGGGGAUUGUUAUUGAAUAUUGUGUGUGCUCAGGCUUUUGAGAUGAGAAAGUACAAAUUAUUCCCAAUACUUGCAUGUCAGUGAGCACACACAUUGCGUCAUUUGUAUACAGAAAGGUGCCAACCAUACUUUCAUUGUACAUUUGGACUGUGUGAAAUACAAGUACACACAGACAUGCAGAAUUGACCUUCUGCUGGCCCUAAGGGAUUAUUAGCAGUUGCAGUUUGCACAGUAUUAAACAUUUUUUUCAUAUAUGUAUAUGGUGUGAAGUACAGUAUGUAUACCAGGGUUCAUAGUUUCAUACAUUUCAGGUACAAGAUAAAACAGCUUUUCGCCAAAUUGUUUAUCUAUUGUAAGAAAGCUUCAGCGCAAUGUUUAUGUGGGUCACUUGGAAAGAUUUAUGUAUUUUAAUUGCUGGUGCAGUCUUGUUCUAUAUUUUAUAAAAGAAUAAAAUAUGUAUAAAAAUGAUAUUAUACAUACAUAAACUGAGCUUCAAUGUGGAAAUGACACAAGCAAAUUACAUAAUUUAUGUUUUUGUGUUCAAACUUACGACAAAGUGUACAUAAAGUUAGAUCAUUGGAGAGAUACUGUCAGGGUUUUUUUUUCCACAUUUGUCAUGAUUGCAGUUGUUUUUGAUGCUCCAUGUAUGUUUUCAGCAAUAAAUCUUG